Onychostoma macrolepis is the source of this 2405-nucleotide messenger RNA. It is a transcript of the gene kdf1b, whose product is annotated as keratinocyte differentiation factor 1b. The transcript is spliced from 4 exons. Gene Ontology annotation, cellular component: cell junction. NCBI's taxonomy places the organism in Eukaryota, Metazoa, Chordata, Actinopteri, Cypriniformes, Cyprinidae. Gene Ontology annotation, biological process: regulation of epidermal cell division; keratinocyte development. The record is from RefSeq and is a predicted model, not a curated record. Bases 286 to 1293 code for a protein of 335 amino acids.
GUGUGCGUUCAUACACGCAGGAACGACGAGCAUGCAGGUCAAAUCAUUUGCCUUCACUGUUUGCUCUUUCUAAUACAAUUUAAAGGCAGUUUAUUGAGCACCGACGGAAUAUUUGUGGACUAAUAGUCACUAAUAGUCGAUCGGCCUUUUUGUGCUCUCUGGACUUCCGGAAGAAACUCGUCAGACUGCGACAUUUCCCCCAUAUGGUACCCUGAGGCCUCAGUCCAGCGUCAGGUAACAGUAGAAACAGCCACCAGAGGACGGUCUGGGCCGAGUGUUGUCCCUAUGGAGAGCACACCGUCCUGGACCAGUGGUCCCAUUGAUGAAGGGCCAUACCAAGAGCGAUCCGUAGACCCCGUGGAGAUUGAGAUCCAGCACUUCGGAGUGAGGCACAAAGUCAACAAGGAUGCCAACGGCAAUACGACCGGGCCGGAGACCGUAAGCUUUCUCCCCGUCAAAGAGGAGCCCGUCUCGGGGACGUGUAUGUGCGGACCUUGCGCUUCUGUGAGUAGCUGCAGGAAGCUCUUUUGUAGCGUUUUGACUUGUGGACUGUACCGCGUGUGCCGGCGCUUACCUUGUCUCGUUUCGAGCGAAAUCUCAGCUCCCAAAGCGCCGGUGGAGAACCAGUCAAGACCUCCACAGGCUGAGAACGGCUUCUAUUCCGACAUCCGCAUUGGUGGCGUCAAAGUGGACACAUCCGUCAUUGAAGAAGAUGAAGACCAUGUGUCGUUUUCCACUUCCAAACUCGAGAUGGACAGUCCGAUUUACUUCAGUAGCUUACCGGAGGAUGACUUAAUCAACGGCAGCGGGAUGGAAGACGUGGACAAACUCAUCACCCAGAAGCUCAUGGAGGUCUUCUCUGAGUUUGAGAUCAACGAGCUGGCCAAGUGCACCACGGACUCCAUGUUCCUGCGGCGUUCCCGGGAGAUCAGUCAGCUCAUCUCGGAUAUCGUGGAGGAGCACAACAUGGAGGAGCAGGAGGCCGAGUGCAGGCUGGUGCGAGAGAUCAUUCGCAUCAGCACGCGCAAGAGUAAGAAGAAGCCGCAAGUCAGACCGCAGGAGCUGCAGCGGGACAGCGGCAAUGACACCUGGAACAGCAAGAGGAACAGCCAGAAGAGCAGCUUCAAUUCCAUGAGCGAUGGAAAGUUGCAGAUUUCAAUGGAGAGGUCAGAUGACAUUGAAGCCAGGAAGUUACGCAACAACAGUAGCCAGUCAUUCUCUCCGAGUUUCCAGGAAACCGGUGUGCCGAUCACGUCGGACACCCCUUUACUCCCCAGCAGCAUACAAGCAUGAGAGCGUCUCAUCAGACAUGCAUCAUUUUCAUUUCCAGACGUCCAUAAACGAUGAAUACUUCAUCUCUGUGAAGAAUAUGUCCUCUGGCUUGGAGUCAGUGGGUGAUUUUGAAGUAUACCCCUAAAAAUUGUGAUUGCAUGGGUAGUUUUUAACAUAUCUGAAAUGGUAGGUGUAUUUAUGCUUCUAUUUCAUAUUUUCUUGAGAUGGAUGUGUGAAGUAUCUCAACACUGCUGUCCAGAAGACAAAAGCCAACAAAUGACUUGCUGAGAAUGAAGAAUAAGAAACAGUCUGACCUCUUUAUUGCCAACAGAUGCACAUAUACUGUUGGAGCAAUAUGGCUAUAAUAGGCCUUGAUUCUUUCAUAAUGAUUUAACUUGCCAUUCAUUUCUGCCUUUUAAAGAGAGAUUUCAUCCAAAAAUGAAAAUUCUGUCAUUUAUUAACCCUCGCGCCAUUCCAAAAUGGUAUAGAUUUCCUUCUUUCGUAAAACACAAGUGGUGAAUUAUUUGAGGAAUAUCAUGGCCACUCUUCAGUAUAUUGAAAGUAAAUGGAAACUCACAAAAAAAAGCACUUGUGUUGAUGGUUUGGUCACAACACAUACAAAACACAAUGGAUUUUGAAGACUUGUAAUAUAGCGAUAACACUACUUUUAUGAUAAUUUAAUGAUAUCCCCAAAGAUUGGCCGGAAUAUUCUUCAGAAAAUUAAGCUUUGUGUUCAAAGCAAAGGGUGUGCAGGGUGAGGAAAAAUGAAAGUUUUGUAAAUUUGUAAAUUUUUGACUUUUGAAUAGUGAACUGUUCCUUUACUGUUAAGAUGAAGAAUGUAUUGGUCGAGUGUUGGCACUUGAGUGAAGGUUUGGCUAUGUGAAGUUUGUUGGACAAAACAAAAUGCUUUGAGCCGGAAUGAAUGUUCGAAGAGUUUUAAAUGGGCCUGGGUGCUUAUUUAGACGUCCAUAGAAACAACAUAUGCACUUGCCGUAUGCAAAAUCUAGGAUAGCAUCUAAUCAAUGCUUUAUUUUCAUGUAUAUUUUAAUGGUGUAAUUUGUUAAGAAAAAAUGUUCUCUUAUGUAAGACUGCUAUGUUUGCUUAAAUAAUAAUAAAAUCUGUUGCUUGGUAAA